AUGGGUGAGCUAGAAAUAGGUGCUCUCAACCAUUUCGUGCAACACGAUGGAAUCAACCACAGCGAUAUUAACACCAGUAUCCACGGAUGGGUGGCCGCAGGCAGAGACAGCGGAAGCGUCGACAUCCUCUGGUCAAGCCUGUUGACAAUUAUCCUUUGCGUCUGGGCAGCCACACACUCGAACGCUCUCUUGUCAAAAGACAAGGGGUACCACGGCGUCUUGGACAAAAUCAACCCUGCAAUGAUUGCACUUUUAGGACCGGAUUUCCUUUUCGGACUCGCUAUUGGUCAGCUUUCCAGUGCUCGUCGAAGUGUCAAGAUGGAUAGCCUCUUGUGUGGCGGUCAAAAAUGGACGUACAAUCAGGCUUUCUUCGUUGACAUGGGAUUUCCUGUUGACGCGGAACAGCUGCAUUAUUUGGUCAAGCACGGCUUCGCCGAUUUUCCUGAUAUGGAUUCAGUGAAUAUCGCGGAACGUAAUACGAUUGACACUCUCUCAACUGGACUUCCAACAACAUGGCACCGUGCACCACUCGACGAUAUCACCCCGCGCAUCUUUCGCAUAGCCGCCUACUGGUGCUUUUACAAAAGACUGGGCGACAUGUUGUAUUUUCACCCCUAUGGAAGGCCCAAUAAACAAGAACUCUGGGACAGAUUUCCCUCUGACCUGUGGCGCCUCAUGGAAUUGAUGUACUACCCCCUGAGAGGUGUGUUCAUCGUUGGUUUCAGCAAUUUCCAGUCCCCAACACCGACGGAGCAGCUCAUUUGCGUCUACCUUUACAAAGACCAGAAAUGGCAUCGCGCGCAGAAACGCUUGCAUGGAGCUCUUCAAUCGAUAUACCAUGUUGUGGAAGCGGAUUCUAAGGCUCAAAACCAGUCGCAGGAAACCAAAACCUUGCCGACCAGGACAAAGGGAGUUGUCCAUCGGCUCAUGGCAUCGGCUAGGUCUCAGGUAAACAACUCGGCGGCAAAGGGCCCAACCAUAUGGAUGUCUUUGUUUGUGAUCCUCCCGAAUGUUCUCAUUUCCGGGCUGUAUGUGUCGUGCCGGAUGUACUUUUAUGUCGAAGAUUUUGUCUCUCUCCGGGAGCAACCAAAGGGGAUUUACUUGACUGGGAACCGGUUCCUCCCUUUCAUCGGAGAAACGUGGUAGUGCGGCUACAAGUAAUGAAAAUAGAAUAGGAAUAUGAAGACCAAUAGAAGGCUACUUUCGUCUCACCGAGGCCAUGUUGAGUCAAGUAAUGUGUAAAGACGACCAUAACAGCAAGCUCUGCCUCGGUGAAGAUGAUUAGCUCACCGAAACACCAAGGUGACCUAUUCGGGCAACUCUAACAGUUCUUCAUGGCCGGUAAACCCGGUGUGUCAAAGUGGGCGUUAGCGUCGCCGUCCGUGACCUGACAGACGCACCGAAAACGGGGCAAU
Colletotrichum godetiae is the source of this 1415-nucleotide messenger RNA. RefSeq lists its product as uncharacterized. Lineage: Eukaryota; Fungi; Ascomycota; Sordariomycetes; Glomerellales; Glomerellaceae. The record is from RefSeq and is a predicted model, not a curated record. The transcript is spliced from 7 exons. The coding region runs from base 1 to 1146 and encodes 381 amino acids.